Choloepus didactylus (southern two-toed sloth) is the source of this 1368-nucleotide messenger RNA. Its product is annotated as putative serine/threonine-protein phosphatase 4 regulatory subunit 1-like. Gene Ontology annotation, biological process: protein dephosphorylation. NCBI's taxonomy places the organism in Eukaryota, Metazoa, Chordata, Mammalia, Pilosa, Megalonychidae. The record is from RefSeq and is a predicted model, not a curated record. Gene Ontology annotation, molecular function: protein phosphatase regulator activity.
AUGUACGGAAACCCUGAGGUGAAAGAUUUGGGUGCAGUUGAGGAACUAAGGGAAGACCAUGCCCCUCUGGGUGGUUUUAUAGUUGUUUUUUUUCUUCUCCCCUUAAGAUGGGUUGAAGACUACGGUCCAGAUUGUGAUAGCGUGAGGCUCACUGCCUUCUUGGACAUUCUGGGCCAGGAUAAUUUGCCUCCACUCACUCACCUGGAAAAGUAUGCUUUCAGAGAAAAUCCUUUCCACUCUCAGAUUACUGCCAGAGGACUACUCGGUAUCUUCCAGGACUUUCGUCACAGUGAGGAAGGCUUCUUCACGGUAAUAGAGGUUAUGCUUGGAUUGUCAGAAGAUGCAGAGCCCACAGUAUGGAUGGAAUUGAUGGAACAGAUUCCUCUAUUGUCAUUUUUUUUACAACAAAACAGAUCACAUUUUCCAGUGGUGUUCUCUGAAUAUCUUGUACCUAUUUUAGUGAGGUGCCUCAUAGAUCCAAACAUUCAGGUAAUUUGCAAAAUCGCUUCAAUGCUGAACAAGAGCACAACGGCUACUCGAUUCUAUGAAUUGUGUGGUGCCGGGAAGGUCUUUCAAGUUCAGAAGGUUGGAACAUAUAGUUUCAAAACUCUUAAUUUUGGUGAUAUUUGUCAUGCCGUUGGACAGGAAGCCACUGAGAAAUUUUUGCUAUGUGAAAGCCCAAAGUUUUUUGAACCCUGCUUGGAAAAUGUUUGGGGAAUGCGGAAAGCCUGUGCCGAGUGCUUCAUGGUGGUGUCCCCCACUUCCCCGGGGAUCCGCAGAGCCCAGCUCCCCCCUCUCCCUGUCAGGCUCAUCGGCGACCCCUGUCGAUGGGUGCACCAGGCCACCUUCCAGUCCCUUGGCCCCUUCAUUUCCACCUCUGCAAACCCCUCCAGGGGUACCGUGAGCAUCCGACCCCCGGCCCAGGACUUACCCUCCAGUUCCCCCUUUCAGGACAGCUGUGGGGCCACCUCCUCAGCCUGUUUUUGUCUUCUGGCCUGGGGAGACACAGGACGUCAGGUGGCUGAGGAGGGGAAGAGGACCAGGGCCUACGAGGGUGUGCACUUCGUGUAUCCUCCGUUGUGCGUCCAGUCUCCUGUGCCAAUAGAGCCAGAUCUACCAAUGGAAGGGACAUCCGCAGAAGCCCGUGAUUUCCUGCACACCAGAAGCUCCUCUAAUGGCCCAAUGGGAAGACCGAUGGAAGGCUCUGCCUCUGCUAGAGAUGAGAUGACCAAGCUUUCCCUGGAGGUCAGUGCCUCUUCAAAGCUCCCUGACACUAUUGACCUCUCCUUCAGCAGCCACUCUGGACCCGAUUCCUGGGCCUGCCCAGGGAGUUCUGAGGAUGUGUUCAAUAAUUUCCUCUAUUGGUGA